AGAUAAGAAGACGCAGAGGCUGAAGGCACUAUCAAGGCCUUAUCCUCCUCUCCCAAACCAGUAGAGAGAGAGAGAGAGAGAGAGAGAGAGAGAGAGAGAGAGAGAGAGAGAGAAGAAUGGGUUGGGGAGGAGGCGCGGAGGACAGCGGGGAAGGGGUAAUGGCGACGGAUUUCUUCUGGUCGUACACGGACGAGCCGCACGCCUCGCGCCGAAAGGAGAUCCUCGCACGGUACCCUCAGAUCAGGGAGCUCUUCGGCCCCGACCCAUGGGCGUUCCUCAAGAUAACUGCAGCUGUUGUGCUUCAGCUAUGGACUGCAACCUAUCUUCAUGACGCGAGCUGGCUGAGGAUACUAACAGUCGCAUACUUCUUUGGCUCCUUCCUCAACCACAACCUCUUUCUCGCCAUCCACGAGCUCAGCCACAACCUCGCCUUCUCAUCCCCGUCCUACAACCGAUGGUUGGGGAUCUUCGCCAACCUCCCAAUCGGUGUCCCCAUGUCGAUCACAUUCCAAAAGUACCACCUGGAGCACCACCGGUACCAAGGCGUCGACGGCAUCGACAUGGACAUUCCUAGCCAUGUCGAGGCUCUGGCCGUCACCAACGCCGUAACCAAGUCCAUUUGGGUCCUCUUCCAGCUGUUCUUCUACGCCCUGCGACCCGUCUUUCUCAAGCCCAAACCCCCUGGCUUAUGGGAAUUCACCAAUCUGAUGAUCCAGCUCGCGCUUGAUGUCUCUCUGGUCCAUUUCUGGGGAUGGAAAUCGUUCGCCUAUCUGAUACUCGCAACAUUUGUUGGAGGGGGUAUGCACCCAAUGGCCGGCCAUUUCAUCUCCGAGCACUAUGUGUUUAGGCCAGAGCAGGAGACUUACUCCUACUACGGUCCCCUAAAUAUGAUGACAUGGAGCGUGGGAUAUCACAAUGAGCACCAUGAUUUCCCGAGAAUCCCCGGUAGCAGGCUCUACAAGGUGAAAGCGAUUGCGCCGGAGUACUACGAGAGCUUGAAGUCGUACAGGUCUUGGAGUCAGGUGAUCUAUAUGUACAUCAUGGACUGCACGGUUGGACCCUUCAGCCGGAUGAAGAGAAGGGCAUCGAAGGAUGCUGCAACCACCAAGAAAGAAGAGUAGGGAUGCUUUCCACAACAACCACUGUUGCUUGAUUCAUUGCUUCUCUGUGGUGUUCCCUACCACCUGCUGUCUCUCCGAGUUUUUGGAUGCACGAUUGGGUCCUUCAGAUGGAAGGAACAUGUUUUACUCCAUUUAUCUGGCCUGUUAUGAAUAGAUCGACGGGAUGGAACUUUUCCACCUCUUAGCUGUUUCAUCAUUGUAGCAAGCAUGUCGCCAUGCAUUCCUGUGGUGGAUUACUGUUUGCAACAUUUUGCUAGA
Messenger RNA from Musa acuminata AAA Group (dessert banana), 1379 nucleotides. RefSeq names its product sphingolipid delta(4)-desaturase DES1-like. Gene Ontology annotation, cellular component: membrane. Gene Ontology annotation, molecular function: sphingolipid delta-4 desaturase activity. The transcript is spliced from 2 exons. Bases 117 to 1121 code for a protein of 334 amino acids. NCBI's taxonomy places the organism in Eukaryota, Viridiplantae, Streptophyta, Magnoliopsida, Zingiberales, Musaceae. Gene Ontology annotation, biological process: ceramide biosynthetic process. The record is from RefSeq and is a predicted model, not a curated record.